AAAUGCGUGUUCUCUUGCAUCUUUUUAACGUUAUAGUUUGUCUUGUUUGUUGUGCUAGUGUCAAUGGCCUUCUAGGCUAUGAAAAAGAACUAUCCGAUGUAAUACUUACAACCGCUUUAGGUAAGAUUCGCGGUACCUAUCUAACAUCUCAGUCUGGAAAGAAUUUUUACGCCUUUCGUGGAAUUCGUUAUGCGAAACCACCUUUGGGUCCGUUACGUUUUAAGGCAACCGUACCUAUUGAACAAUGGAAUGGAAUUUUCGACGCUACUCUGGAUGGUCCAAUGUGUCCACAACCGGCAUUGAACAGUUCCGAUGUCUCUGAAGAUUGCCUCCGAAUGAAUAUCUAUACGAAAGAACUACCAUCAGAAACGAAUUUAAAUGUCAAACGUCCGGUUGUGGUAUUUAUACAUCCCGGUGGGCUGUAUUCUCUCUCGGGACAGAGUCGAAAUUUUGCGGGCCCCCAAUAUUUUAUGGAUAGAAAUAUUGUUUUGGUGACAUUCAACUAUAGACUAGGCUCGUUGGGCUUUCUAAGUACCGGCACCAAAGAUGCUCCUGGCAAUGCUGGUUUCAAAGAUCAGGUUUUGCUAUUGCGAUGGAUCAAAAUUCACAUAUCACGCUUUGGGGGUGAUCCCGGUUCGGUGACGUUGUUGGGUUAUGGAGCUGGAGCUACAAGUGCUACUCUUCAUUUGGUGUCACCAAUGUCGAAGAAUUUAUUCCACAAGGCCAUUGUGAUGAGUGGAUCUUCUACAGCUCAGUGGAAAAUUCCAGAAAAUCAGUUGCCGCUUGCUCAACGACAGGCUCGGCUGCUCUUGUGCCCUGAUAACAAGAUCGAAACAAUGAUUGAAUGUUUGAGACAGAAACAUUAUUUGGAGCUUGCCAACUCACAAGGCAACAUGUUUGAAUUCGGAAGAGGGAACCCUGUUUUACUAUGGAAACCGGUAAUUGAACCCAAAUUAGGACAAGAUCGAUUUCUCAUAGAGGAUCCAGUUAAGUCAUACCAAGAUGGAAAAUUUAUGAAAGUUCCCAUAAUCACUGGAAUCACCAAAGAUGAAUUUGUAGGACCGGCUCUAAAUAUUUUGGAAAAUGAGGAACUUCGCAAUGCUUUUGAUGAAAAUUUUGAAAAGGUCGCGCCAGUUUGUUUUCUUUAUAGCAACAAUUUGGCGAGAUCGAAGAAUAUAAGCGAAGAACUGAGAAAAUACUACCUUGGAUCUGGAUCACUUCAUCCGAAUAGGUCUUUGGAGGGUUUGGCUAAUCUUUUCGCAGAUGCUUUAACAGGCUUUGGAGUUCAUAGAUUUGUUCGUUUAGCAGCUCGACACACGAAGGUCUAUUACUAUUUAUUUUCUUACCAAGGUCAAGCAAGUCAUCUUUAUUAUCCUGAAGAUAAGCCUUAUGGAGUUGUACAUCACGAUGAUCUUCUUUAUUUAUUUGUGGAACCAUCGGUUUCUCGAAUGUUUGCCGAUGAUGAUGAAGAAUACAAAAUUAUAGAAACCUUAACAAGAAUGUGGACUGCUUUUGCAUACAAAGGGGAUCCCAACAAAUCGAAUGACGAAUACCUGCGCAAUGUUCGGUGGCGUCCAUUUAGCUUCAAAAAAGAAAAUUAUCUAGAAAUUGGAGACGAACUCAUUAUGAAGGAAGGUGGUUUAAAUUUGGAACGUUAUGAGGUGUGGAAAAAGCUUUUUCCUUUGCAUUGGAUUCGGCGACAUAGUAAAAAUGACGGCAACAGCUUUGACUAUCCUGAGGAGAAGGAAGAUGGAACAAGUUGAAUAAUAUAUAAAAGAAAGCAUAUUAUAAAGAAAACAAAGAAUUCAAUUUUUGAACCAUCAAUAAAAAAAUAAAGGUGGCGCAACAGUCCAUGAAGAAAAAGGGCCUAGUGACUUACAAUUCUCAACCAUUCCUGUGUGCGUGUAACAUUGUCAGAGAUGGAUAUUUUUUUGAACCAUAAUAAAUUAUAAAAAGUGAAGGCUCGAUCAAAAACAACAUUUUAUUCGUCAAAUUUUUACUAAGUUCUAUGUCCAUAUCGUGUAUUGUUCAAGCAAAUCAGAAUCCUGUUCAUAAUUGAAUAAAACAACUGACAUUU
This is a messenger RNA of Eupeodes corollae, 2077 nucleotides long. RefSeq names its product juvenile hormone esterase. The transcript has 6 exons. The coding region runs from base 3 to 1763 and encodes 586 amino acids. Lineage: Eukaryota; Metazoa; Arthropoda; Insecta; Diptera; Syrphidae. The record is from RefSeq and is a predicted model, not a curated record.